CUAUAUAAACUCUGAGCCUCUAGCUUGAAGCAUCAUUCACAAAAUCCCUUCUGUUCUAAGAAAUAGAAGUUCUUGAGUUGCAGGAGUGAAAUUUUCUCGUGUUCCGGAAAUGGCCAAUUUUUGGCCUCACCUGAUUUGUGCCUUGGCUUUGUGCUUGAUUGCUGCUAAUGUAGCUGCUGAAGACGAGCCUCACAAUCCUAAUACUUUUGCAUCCCCACCUUUUCCAUCAUCACUACCUCCUUAUUACUAUAAAUCACGGCCACCGCUCCCACCUUUUCCAUCAUCACUACCUCCUUAUUACUAUAAAUCACGGCCACCGCUCCCACCUUUUCCAUCAUCACUACCUCCUUAUUACCAUAAAUCACUGCCACCGCUCCCACCUUUUCCAUCAUCACUGCCUCCUUAUUACUACAAAUCACUACCACCGCUGUCACCUCUGGCUCCAUCUCCAUCUCUUCCUCCGUGGUAUUACUACAAGUCACCACCACUACCUUCACCAUCACCCCCUCCUCACUACGACUAUAAAUUACCUCCUCCUCCAUCACCAUCUCCUCAACCUCCUUAUUACUAUAAGUCCCCACCUCUACCAUCUCCUUCCCCACCUCCUCCUUACUACUACAAAUCACCACCACCACCUUCUCCAUCCUAUUACAAGUCCUCACCUCCUCCAUCUCCAUCUCCUCUUCCACCAUACCUCUACAAAUCCCCACCACUACCUUCUCCAUCACCCCAACCACCAGUCUACUACCACAAGUCACCACCCCCUUCCUCUCCUUCACCUCCUCCACCAUAUUACGGUAGAGUCCUAAGCUGCAGGAGGGAACUUUUCUGGUGUAUUGUUCGAGAAUUUCCAGAAAUGGCCAAUAUUUGGCCUCACCUGGUUUAUGUGUUGGCAUUGGGCUUGAUAGCCAGCUCCAAUGUAGCUGCCGAUGACAAGCCUUACAUUUAUGCAUCUCCACCUCCACCACCAUAUGUUUAUAAGUCUCCACCACCACUUUAUUAUCAACGCGACUUUCCGCCUUAUCGCUAUAAAUCACGUCCACCUUCUCCAUCACCACCACCACCACCGCCAUCACCAUCACCUCCACCCUCUCCAUCACCUCCCCCUCCUUAUAAUUACAAAUCACCACCACCUCCUUAUAUUUACAAAUCUCCUACUCUAUCUCCAUCAGCUCCUCCUUCUUACGUUUAUAAGUCUCCAUCUUCUCCAUCAUCCUCACCUCCCCCUCCUUACAUUUACAAAUCCCCACCACCACCAUCUCCCUCACCUCCACCUCCAUAUGUUUACAAAUCCCCACCUCCUCCAUCUCCAUCACCUCCUCCUCCUUACAUCUACAAAUCACCUCCACCACCUUCACCAUCACCACCUCCUCCAUCACCAUCACCUCCCCCUCCUUAUAUUUACAAAUCACCACCACCACCAUCUCCAUCACCGCCACCCCCUUAUGUCUACAAGUCACCACCCCCACCUUAUCGCUACAAGUCACCACCCCCAUCCUCUCCAUCACCACAUCCUCCAUACUACUACAAGUCUCCACCUCCUCCAUCUUCAUCUCCGCCAACACCUUACUACUACAAAUCACCACCACCACCUUCUCCAUCACCUCCACCUCCUUUCUAUUACAAAUCACCACCUCCUCCAUCACCAUCACCUCCCCCUCCUUAUAUUUACAAAUCACUACCACCACCUCCUUACAUUUACAAGUCUCAACCUCCUCCAUCUCCAUCACCUCUUCCUCCUUAUGUUUAUAAGUCUCCACCUCCUCCAUCACCAUCACCUCCCCCACCUUACAUUUACAAAUCCCCACCACCACUAACUCCCUCACCUUCACCACCGUAUGUUUACAAAUCCCCACCUCCAUCUCCUUCACCUCCUCUGCCUUACAUCUACAAAUCACCCCCACCACCUUCACCUCCUCUGCCUUACAUCUACAAAUCACCCCCACCACCUUCACCAUCACCACCUCCUCCAUAUGUCUAUAAAUCUCCACCUCCACCAUCUCCCUCACCUCCACCUCCCUACUAUUACAAAUCGCCACCGCCUCCAUCACCAUCACCUCCCCCUCCUUAUAUUUACAAAUCACCAUCACCACCUCCUUACAUUUACAAGUCUCCACCUCCUCCAUCUCCAUCACCUCCUCCUCCUUACGUUUAUAAAUCUCCACCUCCUCCAUCACCAUCACCUCCCCCUCCUUAUAUUUACAAAUCUCCACCACCACCAUCUCCCUCACCUCCACCUCCAUAUGUUUACAAAUCUCCACCUCCUCCUUAUAUCUACAAAUCACCGCCACCACCUUCACCAUCACCACCUACUCCAUAUGUCUAUAAAUCACCACCUCCUCCAUCACCAUCACCUCCCCCUCCUUAUAUUUACAAAUCACCACCACCACCCUCUCCAUCUCCACUUCCUCCAUAUGUCUACAAAUCCCCACCACCACCUUCUUCAUCACCUCCGCCUCCUUACAUUUAUAAAUCCCCACCACCUCCAUCCCCAUCACCUCCUCCUCCAUAUGUCUAUAAGUCUCCACCACCACCUUCUCCAUCGCCUCCCCCACCUUAUUACUACAAAUCACCUCCACCGCCUUACAUUUAUGCAUCUCCGCCUCCACCACCUUAUUACCAGCAUGAGUAUCCGCCUUACCGCUACAAAUCACCACCAUCACCACAUUCUCCAUACUACUAUAAGUCCCCACCACCCUCAUCACCAUCUCCUCCACCUCGUUACUACUACAAGUCUCCACCUCCUCCAUCUCCCUCUCCGCCACCACCUUACUACUACAAAUCACCACCUCCACCUUCUCCUUCACCACCAUCUCCUUAUUUCUAUAAAUCACCACCGCCACCAUCUCCAUCUCCUCCACCUCCCCACUAUUACAAGUCACCACCUCCUCCAUCACCAUCACCUCCCCCUCCUUAUAUUUAUAAAUCACCACCACCACCUUCACCAUCACCACCACCUCCUUACAUUUACAAGUCUCCACCUCCUCCUUAUGUUUACAAGUCUCCACCUCCUCCAUCACCAUCACCUCCCCCUCCUUACAUUUAUAAAUCCCCACCACCACCAUCUCCCUCACCUCCACCUCCGUAUGUUUACAAUUCACCACCACCACCAUCUCCCUCACCUCCUCCUCCGUAUGUUUACAAUUCACCACCUCCUCCAUCUCCUUCACCUCCUCCACCUUACAUCUACAAAUCACCACCACCACCUUCACCAUCACCACCUCCUCCAUAUAUCUAUAAGUCCCCACCUCCUCCAUCACCAUCACCUCCCCCUCCUUAUAUUCACAAAUCUCCACCACCAUCUCCCUUACCUCCACCUCCAUAUGUUUACAAAUCUCCACCUCCUUCAUCUCCUUCACCUCCUCCUCCUUAUAUCUAUAAAUCACCACCACCACCUUCACCAUCCCCACCCCCUCCAUAUGUAUAUAAAUCCCCACCUCCUCCAUCACCAUCACCUCCAACUCCUUACAUUUAUAAAUCCCCACCACCACCAUCUCCAUCUCCACCUCCUCCAUAUGUCUACAAAUCCCCACCACCACCUUCUCCAUCACCUCCGCCUCCUUACAUUUACAAAUCCCCACCACCACCAUCUCCAUCACCUCCUCCUCCAUAUGUUUAUAAGUCUCCACCACCACCUUCUCCAUCACCUCCCCCACCUUAUUACUACAAAUCUCCACCACCACCAUCUCCCUCACCCCCUCCACCCUACUACAAGUCUCCACCUCCACCUUCUCCAUCACCACCACCUCCAUACCAUUACUAA
Vitis vinifera (wine grape) is the source of this 3763-nucleotide messenger RNA. Its product is annotated as extensin-2. Lineage: Eukaryota; Viridiplantae; Streptophyta; Magnoliopsida; Vitales; Vitaceae. Bases 110 to 3763 code for a protein of 1217 amino acids. The record is from RefSeq and is a predicted model, not a curated record. Gene Ontology annotation, molecular function: structural constituent of cell wall. The transcript is spliced from 5 exons. Gene Ontology annotation, biological process: plant-type cell wall organization.